Molecule: messenger RNA, 2316 nt
Organism: Labeo rohita (rohu)
Lineage: Eukaryota; Metazoa; Chordata; Actinopteri; Cypriniformes; Cyprinidae
Gene: rxfp3
Product: relaxin family peptide receptor 3
Exons: 1
Coding region: 260-1498 (412 amino acids)
Biological process (GO): G protein-coupled receptor signaling pathway; immune response
Cellular component (GO): membrane
Molecular function (GO): G protein-coupled receptor activity
Source: RefSeq, a predicted model, not a curated record
CAGCGAGCUGUCAGUGCGCGUAAAGCCACACGCAGGCAACAGAUUUGUGCGAUAAAUAUUAUUAAAAUGCGGUUAUCAUAGUUUGGUUUAUUUACAUUGACCUCCUAAAUAUCACUGUUGCCAUGUACGCGCGCAGACGCUUUUGUACGCGGAAACGUAAGAUGGCAAAGACAGACAGUGAAGACGACAGAAGUUGGAAUGAUAAGACUGAGGAGUGAAUAAAUCGACCAAGAUGGGAAAAUUACACUAAAAACGAGCUAUGCAAAAGACUUUCAAGAUGCAAGACGAGCGCACCGAGUAUGCGUCUGGGAGUCUCCCGUUAAGUGAAUACAACACGAGCUUCACGGAGAACAGGACUAAUUUCUCCUGGAGUGACUUUCAAGAUCUCACCGAUUUGGAUAAACCCGAUUUUAUGGGAGACGGAUCUGCAGUCCUGAGAAUAAUCAUCUCUGUCAUUUACUCGGUUGUGUGCGCACUGGGUUUAAUCGGAAACAUCCUCGUCCUUUAUCUCAUGAAGUCCAAACAAGCAUGGAAGAAGUCUUCUAUCAACCUCUUCGUGACCAGUUUGGCGGUCACAGACUUUCAGUUCGUUUUGACGCUUCCCUUUUGGGCUGUGGAGAACGCCAUGGAUUUCACUUGGCUGUUUGGGAAGGCGAUGUGUAAGAUAGUUUCUUAUGUUACAGCUACGAACAUGUACGCCAGCGUGUUUUUCCUCACGGCUAUGAGCGUGGCGAGAUACUGCUCCGUGGCGUCGGCGUUAAAAAGUAGGAGACGCCGGUUGCGUUUCCCCGCGCAGUGGAUGACUAUAGUCAUUUGGAUUGCAGCGGUCGGUGCCGCUCUGCCAAACGCGAUAUUUUCAACGACCGCCACGGUGUCCAACGAGGAACUGUGUCUGGUGAAAUUUCCUGACAGGAGCGGGGACGCGCAAUUUUGGCUGGGUUUAUAUCACGCGCAAAAAGUACUUCUGGGGUUCCUCAUUCCGUUCGGAAUAAUCACAAUCUGUUACCUGCUUCUCCUACGCUUCAUAACGAACAAAAACGUAAACACCUCUAGUGCUAAAAGGCGCUCAAAAGUGACUAAAUCUGUGACUAUCGUCGUUUUGUCUUUUUUCCUGUGCUGGCUACCGAAUCAGGCGUUAACAGCUUGGGGAAUCUUAAUAAAACUUAACGUAGUGCACUUCAGUUAUGAAUAUUAUGCUACACAAGUGUAUAUUUUUCCAGUCACAGUAUGUUUGGCACAUUCAAACAGUUGUCUCAAUCCCAUUCUGUACUGUUUAAUGAGAAGGGAAUUCAGAAAAGCGUUGAAAAAGCUGUUUUGGCAAAUUACCUCGCCUUCAGUGACCAACAUGAGACCAUUUACCGCCUCCACGAAGCCGGAGCAGGAUGAGCACGGUCCCGCGCUGGUUCCGCUCAGCCCCGCGGAGCCCGCGCUUAUUUUUUAUCCUCCGGGGGCUGUUAUGUACAACGGCAGAAACGACCUCCUGCCUAACAGCACUUAACGAGUUGUUGGUGAUGAGGAAUAUUUCAGACUCAGACAAAAUGGCUAAUUAAUUAGUUCUUAACAUUAAGAUUUUUCACCGCCAAAUAAAAGCAGACUAAAGUCGUCCCGGUCUGGAACACCUCGUAGAAGUGGAAGGGAGCCUCCCAGUGCAAAACCUUUCUUAAUUGCGCGGUUCUAAUCCAUUCUGGGUUUACAUUUUCACCCUCUCACUAGUGAGAAAACCUUUUCAAGCGUGAGGAAACAGCUCAUUAUUCCAUGCGAAUCACACAAACUUUGCUCCCUGUUUAACUCGACUUGGAACUGUGAAAAAAACAAUCUAAUUAAGAAAUGUUUGUGUAAGUAUUCAUUAUAAUAUCUGACAGACUUUGCACAAAGCACAACGUGGAAAUAAAAAUACAUUUGCAUUGUUGUUGUUAAUUUUUUUUCAAUGUGUCAACAAUAUCUUAAUUAUAUUAACCUAUUAAUCCACAGUAAGGUACAAAAUAUGUAUUUUUGCUCAAACCAUUACCCAAAGCAAACCAUUAGGCCUACAUUGCUAAUAAACAUCUUACAUCAGACAGUGAUGGGUUGCAGGUUUUUUUGGAAUUUAAAUUCUAUAUAUUCUAUAUAAUAUACUAGCCUGACAAGGUCAGGAGACGGCUAAGACCAGCAAACCAUCUUAGGCUGGUUUAAGAUGUUCUUUUCCAGCAGGAUGAAGAUAAAGUGGAUCAUUAAGAAGGUAUGUUAUCAUUACAUGCCUACAUGUGAACUUGUGUACAUUUGGUCAAUUAUUUGACUUUACUGAUUUGUCCAACCUUGUUGUCAGAUUAAAAAAUA